AUGAGCCUCUCCCGAUCUCUCCUCCGCUCCGCCCGACCAAUCGCCUCUUCCUCCCGCCAAGCCCUCCGCUCCUUCUCCUCAUCCCGCCCCUCUUACGCCGAGCCUGAUGCCGAAGCCGCCGCCCCCGUAUCCCCCAAGAUCGCCCCCAUCGUCGAGACCAUCUCUACAUUGAGUCUUUUGGAGGUUUCCGAGCUCGUUUCUGCGCUCAAGACAAGAUUGAACAUCACCGAGAUCGCCAUGCCCGCCGCUUCCGCCCCCGCCGCGCCCUCAGCAGCUGCCGAAGCCCCCGUCGAGGAGAAGCCCAAGGAGAAGACGAUCUUCACCGUCAAGCUCGAAAAGUUUGAUGCGGCUGCAAAGGCAAAGAUCAUCAGGGAGGUCAAGGCUAUGAUGCCGAAUAUGAACUUGGUUGAGGUGAGUGUUUUCAUGUUGUUUGGUUGUUUGGUUGAGGGGCUGGGAGGGUUUUGUGAGGGGAGGGAGAAGUACGUCGAUGAGGUGGGCGAGAUGUGGGGAGUGGAGGGGGGCUACGAUCGAUGGACGAAAAAACCAUGCAGACAGGGCGAUGUGGCGUGCGGGGGGUGA
This is a messenger RNA of Cryptococcus wingfieldii CBS 7118, 579 nucleotides long. Its product is annotated as 50S small subunit ribosomal protein L7/L12. Gene Ontology annotation, biological process: translation. Gene Ontology annotation, molecular function: structural constituent of ribosome. The record is from RefSeq and is a predicted model, not a curated record. The transcript has 3 exons. The coding region runs from base 1 to 579 and encodes 192 amino acids. Lineage: Eukaryota; Fungi; Basidiomycota; Tremellomycetes; Tremellales; Cryptococcaceae. Gene Ontology annotation, cellular component: ribosome.